AUGGUCCGGGAUCACCUGAUCCAAGCAGCCCCAGAUGCGGCUUUCCACCACAACGCCUUAAAGUUGGAGGACCCGUCGCUAGAUCAAAUCAUAGAACUUGCAUUAAAGUUUGAAGUUUCCACUGGAGCUGAGCGCAGAUUGGAAACGUGGACCGACGUCGCAGCCAUCCGAGAAGAUUCAUCCGACGUCCAGGAGGACGUCGCGGCCAUAUACGCACCUUCACGCCGCACUCCCCAGCGCCACACUCCGGCAUCUUCUCGUCGUAUUGAAAAGAAGAAGAGAGGGUCGUUCCAGGAAGACAAUCAGCAGCCGCCGCCGGGCCAGCAACGCCGCCGCAGUGAAGCCCUGCGCCUUCCAUCUUGUCCGGGAUGCUACUCCCAGCAUGAACGCGAGGAUUGCCCUGACCGCUGGGCGACGUUCCGCCGUUGCCGUAGGGACGGGCACCUGGUAUCUGCCUGUCACUCUGCCACGGCGCCAAUCUCCAGGCGCUACGACACCGAGGCGUCCAUGGACAUCAACCAAGUUGGGUCUUCGGCGUCCCCCAAACUGUAUAUUGAUGUCACCAUAUUGGGUAAGCCAGUUCGAAUACACGUCAAUACAGGGGCUGCAGUAUCCCUGCUCAAUUACACUACCUACACCGUUUUAGGAGCGCAAAGCCUGCAACUGGCUCCUGGACGCCUCCUUACGUACAACUGA
Messenger RNA from Schistocerca americana (American grasshopper), 696 nucleotides. RefSeq lists its product as uncharacterized. Bases 1 to 696 code for a protein of 231 amino acids. The transcript has a single exon. The record is from RefSeq and is a predicted model, not a curated record. NCBI's taxonomy places the organism in Eukaryota, Metazoa, Arthropoda, Insecta, Orthoptera, Acrididae.